AUGGGGUCAGCUACAUCCGUCUCCGACAGCGGGGACCCAUAUUGGCGUGACAAUCCACAGACUUCAGCUCUGGGUGGACGCGAUGUCUACUCGAGCAGUGUGCUGGGCCAUCUUCCCUCCCCGUUCACAGGUCGCCCUGAGUAUGUGCUGGCGGAGUCGCGCUCCCCAACCGAGCAGGCUCCAGGACUGCUGCCAAACCCACAUGGGCCGACCCUUCAGCCAUCAGGUUUCUCCGUGAGCAGAGAUCCGGUUUACGAGCGCCAACCGCUCGCGAUGCCGUACGGGCUGCCAAGUGGAGAUGGGCGCGUGGCUUCUUCCCUCUGGCCAGCCAAGACUACACCAGGACCCGAGUUCCCGGAGGCAACGUUUCACCAAAAGUUUUCCCACUUGGAUUUCAAUGCCGAUCGGGACAGACGGUGGCCAUCGAGCUUCAGCUACCGGAUGGAGGCGCUGGACCAGCCGCCCAUGCCUCUGCCAGGAAGCUUCCCCGGCAAGCCCUUCACGUUGCUGAUCUUUGACUGGGAUGACACGUUGAUGUGCAGCUCAGCGAUCAACGCCAACGAGUUCCUGCCGCAUCAGUACAACCAGCUCGAGAGCCUCGUGGAGCAGGUGCUUCUGGCGGCCAUGCGCCUUGGGGAGACCUGCAUCGUGACCAACGCAGAUGAGAUGUGGGUCACCGAGAGCGCACGGCGCUACAUGCCACGUGUGCUUCCAAUACUGUCGCGCAUGUCCGUCGUGUCGGCACGACGGCGCUUCGAGCGCACCUGGCCUGGUGACGUGUUUGCUUGGAAGCGGGAGGCGUUCCGCCAGGUCUUGUCGUCCUGGCAGGCGAAUGCGCUUGCUUCUGGGGGCAUGCACCUGAUUGUUCUCGGCGACUCCGUGGUCGAAAUGGAAGCCGCACACACCUCCUCUGUGGGCCUGGUCUCGCCAACGGCCGUGAAGACGGUGAAGUUCAAGGAGGUCCCCACCGUCGAGGAGCUGCUCGAGCAGCUGACAAUGCUGAAUCAGGAGCUAGCUUCAAUCGUCGCAGACGACCGGAGCGGCUACAGGAGUUUGGCAACCAGGCUCUCCGGAUUUGGAGCUGCGUCCCCCACGAACAGGCUGCCGGACACAGCGUACGGCACGAUGUCGAUGAGCCCAUACAGCUAUCUGGGCGUGCCUCUCUCCGUGCCUUGA
Messenger RNA from Symbiodinium sp. CCMP2456, 1176 nucleotides. The record is from the annotation of a GenBank genome assembly. NCBI's taxonomy places the organism in Eukaryota, Dinophyceae, Suessiales, Symbiodiniaceae.